UAUGAUAUAAUUUUUGUUUCGACUCCUACCUCUAAAAGUAGAAACAUAAGCACAUGUUUUUGUGAAUACGAUUUAGGACAAUUUAAAGAAUCGUGAGCAAAAAUAAAACAAGGUUUACAAGGGUUAGGCUCCCAUUAAUAAGCCACGGGUCGAAUGAUAUAUUGUUCUUUCACGUUUAAAGUAAUAAGUUCAACAUUAGAGGAAUCAAUAUUAAUUUGAAUACCGACUCCAGCAAAAAUUUGCGAAAGCUUUUAGUAGUUAAAAGGACCAACAACAAGAGGAACUUCAAUUUUACUAGCAAUUUUGGAGACGUCACUCCCCAACCAACAAUAAAAAAUGACGAUUAGAAAAUUUAACCCAAAUAUGAAUAUUUUUAUAGUUCAUACUAACCCGUCGGAAAUCAUGUGUACUACAUUUCUCAUUAAUAAACCAAAUAGCUCGAGACAUAACUAAUUGCAUAUUUUCUAUACAAUAAAAUUUAGGUAGAAAAAACCCUCAUUAAGAGAAAGAAGCUAAACUAAAUCUUUCAAUUUCCAAAUCUUGCCAAUAACUUAUAAAAAGGUUGCCGUACAAGGAACGUCCCAACAGAUGACCGAUAAGAACCAUGUUCUAUCGUUUCAAACCUUCUUCAAACUCUUCCCUAGAGAACGAAUUUUUAUCCGCUGCACCAUGCAAAUAAGAAGGAUUAAAACUAGAUGAACUUGAAAAAUGAGAAGAUAUCAAACAUUUCCAGUUACGAGUUGGAAAAGGGCCAAGAAGAGAUCAGAUAGAGGAAGAAAUAACUUUGGUCAAGCCCUAGAAAAAAUCAAAAGUCGCCGGAGCCAUCUCUCAAAAACCCCCACGAGGGGAUUUUCUUCAUUUCUGUUUUUUUUUUUUAUUAAAUAGAAUGGUGUGUUACUCUUAUUUUUCUAAUAAAUAAGUAAAUAAAACCUAAGUGAAACGCGAAGAAACUGCAUUCAAUCCUGAUUCUAAACGAUUAAAACGUGCGGAGGACAACAGCCAGACCGUGUAGCGCGUGGUAGAGCGAAACGCUGGACAACCAACCAGUCAACGCGUCCAUACUGAGCCAAGCGAAAAAAUAAAAAGGUUCGUUUAAAAGGUGAAUGAGUUUCACCAUGUGUACCGCAGAGAUAGGAUCAAAGAUCAAUUGCACAAGUUUUAAAGCAAUCCAAUGGCUACAAUGGAUGCGCGGGCUCAUUUUUUGUAACCGUUCUUCAUCCUCGUUCCAUGUUUCUAUAUUUUGAAUCACUUAAAAAAAUGUUAUUUUUCUCUUAAAUUAAUCUUCUGACGAACGAAUCAUAGUAGAGAAUUAUGAAUAGAUUUCUCCCUGAACUGGGCCCCACUAUUCUCGGAAAAUUGUGCACUUAUCAUUCUUGUCACCGCCCUGUUAACAUGAGGACGAUUCAAUUUACUGUACUGGUCAGCACCUCUGGUCAGUUUCUUCAACGUCGUGCGUUGGUAUAAAUAAGCAGCGGUGACCAGAUUCGGAGGCCGCUGGCCCCAGCACUCCCGCAGUUUAUAAUCGCUUUCCUCUUCUAUUUCUACAUCCAUCGAUCUUUUAGCUGCUGCUAAUCUUCGAUCUCAUCUUCUCUUCUAUAGAUUGAUUUGCAGGUUUAAUCACAUGGAAGGGUUUGAGAAUCACAGCCCGUCUCUCUUUACUCCCUACCAAAUGGGCCGCUUCCGCCUCACACAUCGGGUAGUUCUGGCGCCAAUGACGAGAUGUCGUGCUCUAAACGGAGUUCCGCAGCCUGCUCACAUUGAAUAUUAUGCCCAAAGAGCCACUGACGGUGGCUUGUUAAUUACCGAGGGAACCUUGGUUUCACCCAAGGCUGGAGGGUUUCCACAUUGCCCUGGAAUAUACAAUCCAGUGCAAAUAGAUGCGUGGAAGAAGGUUGUUGAUGCUGUGCAUGCCAAAGGAAGCAUUAUUUUCUGCCAAUUGUGGCAUGUUGGAAGAGCUUCUCACCAAGUAUACCAACCCAGUGAUGAUUCUGCUCCACUUUCUUCUACGGAUAAACCGAUCUCUGGGAGGUGGAGGAUAUUGAUGCCUGACGGGAAAUAUGGUACCUACCCGAGGCCUCGCCCUCUUGCUGCUUCUGAGAUACCAAAAAUUGUGGAGCAGUACAGGCAAGCGGCCAUCAAUGCAAUAAAAGCAGGUUUCGACGGCGUGGAGAUUCACGGGGCCCACGGUUACCUGAUAGACCAGUUUCUCAAAGACGGCAUCAACGACCGGUCCGACCGUUACGGCGGUCCGCUACAGAACCGUAUCCGGUUCCUCGUCGAACUUGUCCGAUCCGUGACCUCUGCCGUUGGGCCGGGCAGAGUGGGCGUCCGAAUAUCCCCAGCCAUUGACCAUCUCGAGGCCCAUGACUCCGAUCCCCUUUCCCUCGGCCUUGCCGUUGCCAAGAACCUCAAUGCGAUACAGAAUACCGCCGGUGAGAAGCUCUUAGGUCAACAUGCAGCGUGUGGAUGCCGUCACCAACCGGUGGACGGAAGAUCUGUCAGCAACGGGUUCUCCAUGUGUGCGCCGUACGCGUCGGUGGAAUUUGGACGUGGACUCCGAUGGCUGUGA
This is a messenger RNA of Phalaenopsis equestris, 2569 nucleotides long. RefSeq names its product 12-oxophytodienoate reductase 7-like. Gene Ontology annotation, cellular component: peroxisome. Gene Ontology annotation, molecular function: oxidoreductase activity; FMN binding. Gene Ontology annotation, biological process: jasmonic acid biosynthetic process; oxylipin biosynthetic process. NCBI's taxonomy places the organism in Eukaryota, Viridiplantae, Streptophyta, Magnoliopsida, Asparagales, Orchidaceae. The record is from RefSeq and is a predicted model, not a curated record. The transcript has 6 exons. Bases 1622 to 2569 code for a protein of 315 amino acids.